Molecule: messenger RNA, 762 nt
Organism: Rotaria socialis
Lineage: Eukaryota; Metazoa; Rotifera; Eurotatoria; Philodinida; Philodinidae
Source: the annotation of a GenBank genome assembly
AUGGCAUCUGAAAAAGUAACAAUCGAACAAGCGGUUCAAAAAUUAUCGGAAGCAAAUAACAAUAGCAAUGCGCGUCUGAAUGCGCUCGAAACAAAACUAGAUGAAAUUCACCUCAAUGUAAUGGAACAAAACAAGAAUAUGAAUAUGAACGUACCAAACGAAAUAAUAAUGAAUGUACAAGAAAAAAUGAUAAAUCAGAUCGAAACCAUUCAAAAAAGAGCAAAAGAAUUGCAAGACACAACAACGUCUAAAUUAGAAGAAAAACAACAACAAUGGGACCGAUUAACAGACAAUAUUCGAGAUAUGAGAACAGAAAUGAAAAAAAAUUGUGAGGCGCUAGAAAGAAAAGCAUCACAAAAAAAGGAUCAAAAUCAACUAAUGGAAGAGAAUGUAUCCACGCCGCACACACAACUUAAUUCAUCAACAAUCAAUGAAUCAUUUGAUAAUGGUCAGUCCGAACACCACAAUAUAACAGAACGAAGACACCAUGCUGAUAUCAUUACACAACAAACAGCACCAAUGAGAUACACCCCACAAACAACACAUACAAUUGUUAUUCCACCACCAGCAGCGAUACCAACAUUUAACGGAAGCAUAUCGGAAAAUCCUCGUCAAUUCCUUAUUCGAGUCAAGGAAUAUUCAGAAACAAUAAAUCCUUGGAAUGAGCAAGCAUUACUCAAUGCUAUCUCUCAAUUUCUUCGAGAGAUUGCUCUGGAAUGGUACUGUCAGUUACGUACCUCAAAUCGACGACCACAAACGUAG